AUGAGCAAAGGCGCGGCGGCUGGGGGAGCCAAAGGCGGGAAGAAGAAGGGAGUGACCUUCGUAAUCGAUUGCUCGAAGCCGGUGGAGGACAAGAUCAUGGAGAUCGCCUCGCUCGAGAAGUUUUUGCAGGAGAGGAUCAAGGUCGCCGGCAAGCCCGGCGCCCUCGGCGAUUCCGUCACCGUCACCCGAGAGAAGAACAAGAUCUCCGUCACCGGCGAUGCUGCCUUCUCCAAGAGGUAUCUCAAGUAUUUGACAAAGAAAUACUUGAAGAAGCACAACGUGAGAGAUUGGCUUCGAGUGAUUGCUUCCAACAAAGAGAGGAACGUAUAUGAGCUGCGGUACUUCAACAUUGCCGAGCAAGAAGGAGAGGAAGAGGACUAA
Messenger RNA from Striga hermonthica, 381 nucleotides. The record is from the annotation of a GenBank genome assembly. Lineage: Eukaryota; Viridiplantae; Streptophyta; Magnoliopsida; Lamiales; Orobanchaceae.